AUGUAUGAGGAGCCGCCGCUGGAACCGAAUGGGCGCAAGUAUCGCUCGAAGAAGCAGAGACCAUGCGACCUCUGCCGCUCCCGAAAGAUCCAGUGCAAGCUGCAAGGCAACUGGACUGCCUGCGAACUAUGCCAGAGACUGCGUCGUCAGUGUACCUUCGUCAUCGGCCCUCUCCAGAGGAAGAAACGGCCCCGCAGCGAUGAUAUGAACAAUUUGAUGACGGAAUCGAGUCAAGCGGCAGGCGGGAUGCGGCUGGGAUCGAGGUAUUUGCCUAGCGGUCGCGAUGUCGAUGGCGUCACGAAUUUGGACAUGGACGUGGAUAUUAAUGCCGAUAACACCUGGUUGCCCCAAGGAGAUCGCCAAGGCUCUUCAAAUUCUCAGGAGAUACAUGGACUGCGGGCCGAUUGGUUUUCGGCGGGGAACCUGUUUGGGAGGACUCCCGGUGAUAACGGGCAAGCUUUUCCUGAAACACAAUAUGAGCCUGAUAGCGCGUUCAUACUCGACGUCGUCCCACAAAUGAGCACCAUUAUGGUGCGUGGGCCGUCACCGAGAACAGCUCUUGCCACGUCCCCGAGCGAAUCUACGUCGAGCAUUUCUGGUGCGCCCGGACAAGAAGACCCUUACCUUGCUCAAACAACGGCGGAAGGAGGACCAUCUCGCAACGGCAUUCCACAAAAUCUAGGUCUCCCUGCUGCUGAUACGCUCCGUGAGCGACGCAGUGCACAGCAUGCUUUGGACUGGCCGCCCGAAUUCUCGCUGGAGUCCAGGAAAGGAUACUCCAACCAGCUGGUUGGUUUAUCUGGCGAGUCGGACCCAUUUCUCCUUCGACACUAUCGAUAUGACGCGACCGAUACCUACCGGAUGUUACGCCUUGAUUUUCGGAAAGUAUCAGACGAUACGAAGGCACCGGGUCUGGCUUCAAACUCAUCUAGAGACAACCUAGAUCCGUCCACCGCCCACAACUCGAUACAUUUCAUGAUGUGCGACGAAAUUAUAUGGAAGGAUGAAGUCAAAGCUACGGAAAGACUAUUGGCAGGAAGCGAGGGUACAGAGGCCGCGGACAUGGCACUUCUCAACGAAAUAGUGACCCCGGAUUUGGGGGUUCGGUUGCUCAAGCUAUACUCCCAAUUUGUCCAUCCCCGGUACCCUGUGCUCUCGCUUGGCGAGUUGACGCACAUGGCCAAGUCCGACGGCAGCUCGUCUCUCCCCGUAGGUAUUCGAAGCGCUGUAUAUGCCCUAGCUGCGCCAUUCAGCUUUCUGGAUGACGAGCUUAGCGUGUCAAAGGGUUAUUGGGAGGUACCCACAGAGAACCUAUGGGCUAUUGCGCACCGCAGCUUUCACCGCGCGACCUGUUCGUCUCACAUAUCCUCCCUGCAGCUCUGCCUGCUUCUCCUCCAGAUGCCUCCCCAAAGCUUCGUGGUCGCGGAGCCUCCCAAGUUUUGGGCGCUGUCUUGUUCCGCCGUGGCUAUUGCAGAGAAUCUGGGCAUAAACAUAGACCCUUUGAAUUGGCGGAUUCCUCGAGAACAGGUGAUGCUUCGGAGAAGGCUUUGGUGGCUGACCUACGUUGUGCACACUUGGCACGCCAUCGUCUACGGCCGGCCGUCGCACAUCACCGACACGAAUUGGUGUGUUUCAAAGCUUACAGCAGACGAUUUUGAGAAGGGUGAAAACGAAGGACCAGAGCUUCAAACCUCUAUCCUACGGCAGAUUUCCAUCUGUAUGGCGCAAUGUGAACUCGGGAUAAUUGCUGCAGAUGUUCUGAAGGAAUUCUACAGCUCGCUUAGGGCUCACUGGGAAUCGCCGACGCUCGACGCGCUCCUGACACGGGCCCAACCCCUCCGAACCCGGAUCGAGAGUUGGAGGCAAACGCUUCCCUUGCUGGCGACUCCUGUUUCCGAGUUGAGCGAGGAUGGUCUCGACGAUGGCGCUGCCUUGCGUCUAUCGCAUCUCACGUUGGAAAUUCUUAUUUUUCGCGCGCUGCUCCGGCCCCUUUAUUACGAUGCCGCUCUCUGUAGAGAUGAUUGCCGAGAACCGAUCUCGACAAUUUUCGAGAAUUGUUACGUCUGUGCUAAUGUGGCAACGGAAAUUGUCUCAUCUCUUAAGGCUAGGCAUUUCGCGAGCUUCUGGCCGCCUUCCAGAGCAUGGCCACUUGCUCGACUGGCGACCAUGAGACUGGACGCCAUCUUCUGGAAGGGCGUAGACUCGGUGGUCUAUGGAACGGGCCCAAUUAGCCCCGCUAUGAGGCUUCUCAAAGAUUCGGGGCCUGGCGCUCUUUGCGAAGAGUAA
Scedosporium apiospermum is the source of this 2286-nucleotide messenger RNA. RefSeq lists its product as uncharacterized. Bases 1 to 2286 code for a protein of 761 amino acids. The record is from RefSeq and is a predicted model, not a curated record. NCBI's taxonomy places the organism in Eukaryota, Fungi, Ascomycota, Sordariomycetes, Microascales, Microascaceae. Gene Ontology annotation, molecular function: DNA binding; zinc ion binding; DNA-binding transcription factor activity, RNA polymerase II-specific. Gene Ontology annotation, biological process: DNA-templated transcription. The transcript has 5 exons. Gene Ontology annotation, cellular component: nucleus.